AUGGCGAUCAACUCCAAGAUGAAUCCUCUUCUUCUUCUUCUUUCCUUUCUUGUCCCCAUCUCCCAAUUAUCAGCUCUUCCAUUCACCCAACACAUUAAUAAUGUGUUGGAUUUGGGAGCCAACCCUGACGGCCACACAGAUUCCACCGCCGCCUUCUCCGCUGCAUGGGCGGCGGCCUGCGCCUCCGCCCUGCCGGCUUCCGUCUACGUGCCCCCGGGAAGGUAUUUGCUUCCCAAAGCCAUGAAGUUCGCUGGGAAAUGCAAGAACAGUGCCGUUACUAUCCGCAUCGACGGCACCCUCCUGGCUCCCUCCGACUACAAUGUCAUCGGAAGCGCCGGUAACUGGCUUCUGUUCGACGACGUCACUGGAGUUUCCAUUCUCGGCGGAGUCCUUGACGGGCAAGGGGCUGGCCUUUGGGCCUGCAAGGCCUCCGGCAAGUCGACAUGCCCCAGUGGAGCCACGACAUUAGGCUUCACGAACUCGAACAACAUCUUGAUCAGUGGGUUGGGAUCAGUAAACAGCCAGAUGUUUCACAUUGUGAUAAACGGGUGCCGCGGGGUGCAGCUGCAAGGAGUGAAGGUUUCAGCCUCCGGAAACAGCCCGAACACCGACGGCAUUCACGUGCAGUCAUCGUCGGACGUCGCCAUCCUCAACUCCAAUGUCGCAACCGGGGAUGACUGCGUCUCCGUUGGGGCGGGAACGGCCAACUUGUGGAUCGAGAACAUGGCUUGCGGCCCCGGCCAUGGCAUUAGCAUUGGGAGCUUGGGGAAGGAAUUGCAAGAGCCUGGGGUCCAGAAUGUGACAGUUAAAAGUGUGAGCUUUAGGGGCGCUGAGAAUGGGGUGAGAAUAAAGACUUGGGGCAGGCCCAGCAAUGGGUUUGUUAAGGGAGUCCUCUUCCAGCAUGCCCUUAUGGUGAAUGUCCAGAACCCCAUCAUAAUUGACCAAAAGUACUGCCCCGACAACAAAGGCUGCCCCGACCAGGUGUCGGGUGUGAAGAUAAGCGACGUGACGUACGAUGACAUCCACGGAACGUCGGCGACGGAGGUUGCAGUGAGAUUGGAGUGCAGCAAAGCGCAGCCAUGCAGCGGGAUAGUGUUGCAGGAUGUGAAGCUGACUUACAAGAAUGAAGAAGCUGAAGCAUCCUGUGCUAAUGCUGCAGGAACAGCUUCUGGGUUUGUUCAGCCCUCUAGCUGCUUCUAGAUGCAUCAUAUGCAUGCAUGCAUGUAUGUAUGUACCCCAAUAUAUAUCUACCUAAACAUUUGGCUGCCCUUAGUAUAUUAAUUUCAAGCUUAAUUAAUUAAUUAGUAAUCAAUCCACUUACUUAUAUACAUUUAUUUUGUACCAA
Messenger RNA from Diospyros lotus (date-plum), 1345 nucleotides. RefSeq names its product polygalacturonase-like. Gene Ontology annotation, biological process: carbohydrate metabolic process. Gene Ontology annotation, molecular function: polygalacturonase activity. The record is from RefSeq and is a predicted model, not a curated record. Bases 1 to 1200 code for a protein of 399 amino acids. NCBI's taxonomy places the organism in Eukaryota, Viridiplantae, Streptophyta, Magnoliopsida, Ericales, Ebenaceae. The transcript has 3 exons.